Camelina sativa (false flax) is the source of this 547-nucleotide messenger RNA. RefSeq lists its product as uncharacterized. The record is from RefSeq and is a predicted model, not a curated record. NCBI's taxonomy places the organism in Eukaryota, Viridiplantae, Streptophyta, Magnoliopsida, Brassicales, Brassicaceae.
CCAUGGGCCACGACUACAGCUACUCUCAGCCUGAUUCCUCAGAUCAAGCUGCUAUAUACUCUGAUGACACUGAGGGCAGGGAAAUAGCAGCUUUGAUACGGAUGGAUGAGGUCGAGAGUACUCGAGAAAAUGAUCAAGCGAUGCAAUACCCUCCCCAACCUGAGGUUGAGUUCGGAUUCCCCAAAGUAUGCUACUGUGGUGGUCAGCCUCUACUAUCCUCAAGCUACAACAGAAGAUACUUCACAUGUGCGAAUGUUGAUGAUGGAGAGAUGCAUAUUCACAAGUGGUGGGAUAUAGCUGUCAUGGAGGAGAUGGGCGAGAUGAACAAACAAUGUCAAGUGCUGUCUGAGAAGGUGGAUAGCCUCACAAUCGCAAGUGACUAUGACUCGCACAUCAAUACUGAAACCAAGCAGAAAAUAGUCAUGUUAGAGAAGGUAGUGUUAGAGCUACGGAAGAGUAGAAAUAGGUUUAGAAAUGGUACAGAAUUGAUAUUCGUAAUUGCUAUUGUUGUAUGUUUAAUAUGUAUGGUGGUGAUGUCUAUGAAAUU